UUUUGACCGCCAUCUUGGAUUCUUUUGGCAACUUGAUUGGAUUUCAAUCGUUCAGAAGUUAGUGGGAAAUAUGACAAUGACAGUGAACAACCGAGUAGUGGUAGGUUUCUGUUUUUCACUUUUGAAACUUUUUGCUUUUAAAAUUUGAAAUUAUUGGCUCUAGUUUAUUUCCCACAUGUAUUAAUGUUCCAUUUGAUUAUACAUAUCAUUUACACAACUAUGCAUUUUGUAAAUGAAUCACGUGGUCACCAUGGAAAUUCCUGGUAUCCUGCAAAUUUGUUGAAUAUCAUUCUGAACGAUCUGUUUUCUGUCUGAGAAAAUUUAACUAGUAAAAUUAACUUUUUCCCAUCUGAUUUGUAACGUUUCCGUGAAUUACUUUUAACUGAAAUGAUGUAAAACUUCUCGGGCAAGUGGCUGGCUAGCACAUGCUUGUGAUGUCUGACGAGCUGAGAAAGGCAGAGAAGCUUGUUCAAAUUGCCUGUACAAUGGGGUACACAUCUUUGAACUUGAGUCACCAAAAUUUGACUAUUUUGCCAUCUUCCAUCAGCAGGCUGAUAAAACUGAAGGUACUAAUGCUAAAUGAUAACAACAUAAUCAUGCCUCCGGGGGAACUGGUGUCGUUAACCAAUCUCGAACACCUUUUGCUUGACCAUAAUCAACUAACGAUGCUACCCACUGGAUUUGGUGAACUAAUGAAUCUCAUAGUACUUUCAUUAAGUCACAACAAUCUAGCAUUCCUUCCUUCAGAAAUUGGAAAACUGAAUCACCUCUCUGAGCUUUGGCUCGUUAACGUUCAAUUGAUUGCAUUACCGGAAGAAAUAUGCUUACUGAAAAAGUUAAUCAAACUUGGUGUUGGAGAGAACUUGUUGAGUGGUUUGCCCGAAAACUUUUCCUAUCUUCAAGCUUUGGAAUGGUUAAGCUUAAGGAAGAAUCAAAUCACAAGCCUGCCAAAUGAUCUGCACCAACUGAAGCAUUUGACUUUUGUUGAUGUUUCAGAAAACAGACUACAGCACAUUCCUAAUUCAUUGCAAAGAUCAAAAAGCCUUAGUUAUUUGAAGCUGUCACACAACAAUCUUUCCAUAAGACCAGGUGAUUUUUCCAAAGGAUUUCCCAGCCUGCACAAGCUGGACUUAAGACACACGAAUGUGGAAACUUUGCCCAAAGGAAGCCUGAAAUUUGAGGUGUUGUUGUCUAAUGCAGGCUUCGAUGACAUGAAAUGUAAACCAUGUUGAAUAAGGUGUAUUAAAGACUGAUCAUGAGUUUCCAAAAA
This is a messenger RNA of Xenia sp. Carnegie-2017, 1270 nucleotides long. Its product is annotated as leucine-rich repeat-containing protein 1-like. The transcript has a single exon. Bases 426 to 1232 code for a protein of 268 amino acids. Lineage: Eukaryota; Metazoa; Cnidaria; Anthozoa; Malacalcyonacea; Xeniidae. Gene Ontology annotation, molecular function: protein binding. The record is from RefSeq and is a predicted model, not a curated record.